CUUUUUGGAACCAGCGACGCCGAGCGUGGCAGCCCGAGCGACGAGAGCGAUGGAGCCUCCGAGACCGCAAAAGCGCGCCGCUUCGAGCGCCUUUGCCACGACGCAGCCUCGCAGAUCACGCCUCUCCAGCGUGCGAUACAAACUCCAAGUACACGGCGCGCGGCGAUGGCUUGAACGCCUUUACAGCCCUCGGCGGCGCAAGUGAUCUUGAUGCUUCAGAAAACGAAUUCGCAUGUCCCUCUACGACCCGCUCUACCACCAGAAGCGCGCUGCAAAGCUCGCCGAUGCCAAGUUGGCGGCCGAAGAUGCCCUCAUGCGGAAGCCAAGCCCGACGGCGGCCUUGAACCUUGGUUCGCGUGCCACCGCGUUCGGGCGCAGCAAGACCCCGACGGUUGUCCGCCAGCGCGCGGCUCCAACUGUCCCGGUGACUGCGCGAUCGACGAUUCGGUCGACGCAAACGCCCGCCACGACGGCGGUGCAACCUCUGACGGCAAGCAGCCGCACCUCGACCACCGCCGCGCAGCGUCGCACACCGGUGACGAGCGUCGCGACUGCUCCGUCAAGUACCACCACGGAUGCCAUGCCUGCUAGCGCGGCAUCGACGACCACGACUGAGGCGAUCCUCGGUCAGCUGCGUUCGGAAGUAGCAACUCUCCAAGCGCAGGUCGUCAUCCUCCAAGCCAGCCUCAACGCGUCGAUGGACACGGCCAAGACACGCACCUCGGAGCUUGAUCUUGCCCAUGCCCAGCACGACGCUGAUCUCGAGACGCUUGGAACUCAACUUCAGGCCUCGCGCGAUGUCGUUGCGCAUCUCGAGGAAUCACUCGAAGUUUCGGAGCACGCAACUGCGACCGGUGCCUCGGACCUCGCUCUUGCUCGCUCGGAGCUGGCUGCAUCCCGAGCGCAGCACGACGACGACAUCAAGGCCCUCAAGGGCAACCUUGAGGAGGCGCGUCAAGCGGCUUUGGCCGGCGCCUCGGAGCACGAAGCGGUCGUCCAGGCGCUCCAUGUCGAGCACGAGAAGGCGCUAGCCGCCAAGGGUGCCGAGUUUCGAGACAAGUACGAAGAUGCUGUACGCGGCCGCCGUGUGGUUUGCCCUGCUUGCAGCGACGUCGAUGAAUGGAGUCAGUGGGCCGUCUUUGAUGGGCCGCUUCUCGAAGAUACGGACUUUGACAGCGACAUGGAGAGCUUGAAGCAGAACGCAAGGCUUACGAGGCGCUCAAAGCGCAAGCCGACGAUGCAGCUGCCCGCGCCGCAUCGAACGAGCUGCGCCUCGAGAACAAGAUCUUGA
Messenger RNA from Saprolegnia diclina VS20, 1291 nucleotides. RefSeq lists its product as hypothetical. The record is from RefSeq and is a predicted model, not a curated record. Bases 233 to 1291 code for a protein of 352 amino acids. Lineage: Eukaryota; Oomycota; Saprolegniomycetes; Saprolegniales; Saprolegniaceae. The transcript is spliced from 2 exons.